This is a messenger RNA of Lathyrus oleraceus (garden pea), 354 nucleotides long. RefSeq lists its product as uncharacterized. NCBI's taxonomy places the organism in Eukaryota, Viridiplantae, Streptophyta, Magnoliopsida, Fabales, Fabaceae. The transcript has a single exon. The record is from RefSeq and is a predicted model, not a curated record. The coding region runs from base 1 to 354 and encodes 117 amino acids.
AUGAACGAGACUUUGAGUGAUCCAAAAUGGAUUGGUCCUAUGAAGGAGGAACUGAAAUCGAUUGAGAAGAACAAGACUUGGGAGUUGGUUGAUCUAUCAGAAGGAAAGAAUCCAAUUGGUGUAAAGCGGGUGUAUAAAAUGAGAGAAAAUCGCAAUGGUGAAAUAAUCAAGCAUAAGGCUCGAUUAGUUGCAAAGGAAUUUUUGCAAAGAGAAGGCAUGGACUUGGAAGAGGUAUUUACACCGGUGCCUAGAAUUGAAACCAUUAGACUAGUUGUUGGUAUUGGAAAUAACAACAAUUGGUUCAUCUAUCAAAUGGAAGUCAAAUCUGCAUUUUUGAACAUACUGCUUGAAUGA